Messenger RNA from Macroventuria anomochaeta, 955 nucleotides. RefSeq names its product DUF55-domain-containing protein. The transcript has 2 exons. The record is from RefSeq and is a predicted model, not a curated record. The coding region runs from base 7 to 846 and encodes 279 amino acids. Gene Ontology annotation, cellular component: nucleus. Lineage: Eukaryota; Fungi; Ascomycota; Dothideomycetes; Pleosporales; Didymellaceae.
CUCACGAUGGCUGGAACACGUCGAUCCACGCGUCAGACGACUAAAUCUACUCCAAAGUACAACGACGAUAGCUCAUCGUCGUCUGAACAGGCAAAGUCGAAGCGCAAUGUCAAAAAUUCGAUGCGUCAGAAGCGCGCACGUCAAGAGGAUGCAGAUGAAGACGUGAAGGACUACAGCAACCCACCUCCAGCCAAAAAGAGCACAAAGUCGAAGACAGAAACGAAGAAUACCGUAGUCGAACCCAAGCCCUCGAAGAUCACAGUACCGCCUGCAGCCCCCUCGAGCGACUUGAACCGCGACGCCAGUGGCAAUCAAGAAGUCUUUUGGCUACUAAAAGCUGAGCCCCUACCACGCUACGAGAACGGCAUCAAUGUAGCCUUCUCGAUCGACGAUCUGGCCGCAUGCACGAAGCCAGAACCUUGGGGCGGCGUACGCAACCCACAAGCACGCAACAACAUGCAAGCCAUGCGCAAAGGUGACCUGGGCUUCUUCUACCACAGCAAUGCAAAGCCAUCAGGGGUCGUGGGUAUACUGAAAGUCGUUGAGGAGGCAAAGGUCGACGAGACCGCGUUCGACAGCAAAGACCCAUAUUACGAUUCAAAGAGCAACAGAGCAAAGCCAAAGUGGUACUGUGUUGGUGUCGAGUUUGUUAGGAAGUUCGACAAUGUUGUGGAUCUCAAAAGCAUCAAAGAUAACGCAGCGGCCAGAGGCAAGCUGGAAGACAUGCAGCUGAUCACAAACGGACGGUUGAGCGUAUGCCGCGUGCGCAAGGAAGAGUGGGAUUUCAUCCUUGACAUGGCUGAGAGCAAGCACAAAGGAGAGGCGAAUACAGAUCGAACUCUGUGAGAGCAGGUAACAGUCUCUUUCAUGUAUGAGAGACAAGUCUCGGUUCAACUAUACGUAUUGCAGAGCAGCAAGGACCAAUGCUCAAUACUGGAGGCCCUCAAUGAUCUUU